CGAGGCAGCCUCAGAUGUUAACGGCAGCGGGAUUAGGCCAAGUUUUCAGAGGUUUCAUAGCACGCAACUGAAAGUACACGGCUGCUGUGAUUAACCCACAUGUCUGGAGCUGCUGGAUAGAAAAGAGGAAAAGAUUAGUAUGUUCCAGAGAUAUAUUUAGUUUGAGGAACCUUCAAAACUAAGUUCCUUUCUCUACCCAUCUGACCUGGACUAUAUGUGACCAUUCGAAGCUGCGCAAGAACUAAGCUUUUAUCGCUUUUUUUUCACUUUAAAUGUGUCUCCAGUUUUACGCAAGCCAAGCGAAAUUGUUUUUACGUUUUAACUCGAAUUUAAAUGAUCCGAAGGAUUUUUUUUUUUUUUUUUUUUUUAGUUCUAACCGUUUACAGUUAGAAACCAUCCUAAAGCGGGUAAAGCUUGUUUUUUAUUUAGUUGAGGCAUAAAUCUGAACUGCAUCCAGUGGCCCCUCCUCUUCGUGCUGCGACUGACGGGGAGCCAAACAGCAGAGAGCUGCGAGUCAGACAGACACCAAACCCAGAGACAGAGGAUCUCCAGAGACCGCACUGCCUCCUCUCAGGAUCGAGCUGGAAAACUGGGAGAAAGUCGCAUGUCUUGGAGUUUAUUGAAAGCGGUAAUAAAGCCGGACCGGUGAAUUUGAUGCUGUAUAAUUUUAUUGUUUUCUUGCGUGCUGCUGAACUAUGGAAGCUGUGAGUUGUAAACAAUCAAGCCAAGCAGAAGCUGUAGAUCAGUGGAUCUUAUUGGUAGAUUAGUUUUAUAUACGGGUCUUUGCAAUGGUGGAACCAUUGGGGUUUGUGGAUGCAUGGAGAGCCCAGUUCCCGGAGUCUGAUCCCCCUAAAAUGGAUCUUAACUCAUUAGGGGACAUUGAACAGGAGCUGGACAAAUGCAAGUCCUCUAUCCGGCUCUUGGAGAAAGAAGUAAACAAGGAGCGUUUUCGGAUGAUCUACCUGCAGACUCUCCUCGCUAAAGAAAGGAAAUCCUAUGACGGGCAGAGAUGGGGCUUUAAAAAUAUGCCACCAAUGAAUGAUGGAGAUCUGCCCAGUGGAUCAGAAAACAGGAGGUCCUACACCGAUGAGCCGCCGGCAGAUGAGCAGGAGCAGAAGCAGAGGAGCUCAUGCAAGACUCCAAGAAAUAUAGGACAUCCAGAGGAAACACUAGAUGGUUUGUCUACAGCAAAACAGAAAGAAAGGGUGUCACCUGUUCGCCACGACUCUGAGCCUCCUGAGUUCCCAGUGGGAACAGGAUCUGUGGCAGCUCUGAGGUCCAACUUCGAGCGCAUCAGGAGGGCCAAUUCUCACACAGCAGGGGACAGUAGGGGAUUAUCAGUGAUGGGAAGCCAGGAGAAACCCUUCUACGUGAACAUGGAGUACCAUCACGAUCGAGGGCUGGUGAGGGUGAACGAUAAGGAGGUCUCGGAUAAGAUCAGCACCCUGGGCUGUCAGGCCAUGCAGAUGGAGCGUAAGAGGUCCCUGCAUUCCCUGCCAGGGAACUUGUCGGCUGCCACAGCGGACAUUGUCAAGCCUGUUCAGAGAGGCAGAUCCACUGAAGGAAACUGCAGCUUCAAUGGGUCACCUGAUGAUACUGAGGUCAGCCCACACUUCCUGAAAGACAGUUCAGUCAGGUCCACUGAGGGGAAGUCAGAGAGGCAGCCAGUCGAAUGCCAGCCUUACACCAGUGUGUAUGUUGGAGGAAUGAUGGGUGAAGGAGACACUCGGGUGAUCCACAUCAGGGACCGCAGCGUAGAGGAGGAUCCUCACCUCACUUGGCCAAGGCGCUCCUACUCCCCCGGGAGCUUUGAUGAUGUUGGGGGCGGCUACACACCAGACUGUAGCUCCAACGAGAACCUGACAUCCAGCGAGGAGGACUUCUCCUCGGGCCAGUCCAGCCAAGUGUCUCCUAGCCCCACCACCUACCCUAUGUUCAGGGAGAAAAGUCGCUCUCCCUCCCAGCACUCACAACUAUCCAUUGACAGCGGCAGCCCACCCACCCCUCUGUCACAGAAAUGCCUGAAGCAGCACGGCGCCCCCUCUAUCAUCGGGAUCCGUAAAAGGGGCCAGAUAUGGCCCAGUGAUGGGGACUCCACCACGUCCAGCAGGACCUCCCAUGAUAACAGUGUUCAAGGAGAUCUGGACGCUCCCUACAUCGAAAACCCUCCGUCAUAUGGCUAUGACCUGGAGCAUUCCGAGGAGCACCAGCCUCGCCACGAGCCUCCAUCUUUCAGCGGGUCUCCUUCCUCCUCGCCACGGCUCCGCUCCAAGAACCGGAACAGCCGAGACACGCAGUCCUCCGGUUCUCUGGAGUCCACCCAGUCGGUGGAGCUGGAACAGGAAAAGGGGCAGGAAAUGAGGAAGUGGGUCCUGUCUGGGAUCCUGGCCAGUGAGGAAACCUACCUCAGCCACCUGGAGGCCGUGCUGAUACCUAUGAAGCCUCUGAAGGCCGCAGCCACAACCUCCCAGCCGAUGUUGACCAUCCAGGAGAUAGAGACAAUCUUUUUCAAAGUGCCCGAGCUCCAUGAGAUCCACAAGGACUUUUACGACGCUCUGCUGCCCCGAGUCAAAGACUGGAGCCACCAGCAGUGUGUGGGCGACCUCUUCCAAAAGCUGGCCAGCCAGCUCGGAGUGUACCGGGCCUUUGUGGAUAACUAUAAGGUUGCUGUGGAGACGGCUGACAAGUGCUGCCAGGCAAACGCUCAGUUUGCAGAGAUAUCUGAGAAUCUCAAAGUGAAAAGCACAAAGGAAUGCAAAGACCAGUCAGCUAAAAAUUCUCUGGAAACUCUCCUCUACAAGCCUGUGGACCGGGUGACACGCAGCACUCUUGUUCUCCAUGACCUGCUGAAGCACACACCCUCCAGCCAUCCGGACUAUCCAUUGUUACAGGAUGCCUUGCGCAUCUCCCAGAACUUUUUGUCCAGCAUUAAUGAAGAGAUCACCCCACGCAGACAGUCCAUGACUGUUAAAAAGGGAGAGAACCGACAGUUGCUGAGGGAUUGCUUCAUGGUGGAGCUGGUUGAAGGUUCCAGGAAACUCCGUCACAUCUUCCUCUUCACAGACCUGCUGCUCUGCACCAAAUUGAAGAAACAGGCUGCAGGCAAAGGGCAACAGUAUGAUUGCAAAUGGUACAUCCCACUGGCUGACCUGACCUUCCAAACCAUUGAUGACUGUGAGUCUAGUCCCAUCCCUCUGGUCCAGGAUGAGGAGAUCGAUGCGAUCAAGAUAAAGAUAUCCCAGAUAAAGAAUGAAAUGCAGAGAGAGAAGAGGACGACUAAAGGAGCUAAGGUGAUAGAGCGACUGAAGAAGAAGUUGUCUGAACAAGAAUCACUGCUACUUCUCAUGUCCCCCAACAUGGCGUUCAGAGUGGCCAACAGAAACGGCAAAGGAUUCACAUUUCUGAUCUCCUCUGAUUAUGAGCGAGCAGAGUGGAGGGAGAUCAUUCGUGAGCAGCAGAAGAAAUGCUUUAAGAGCUUCUCUUUGACCUCCCUGGAACUGCAGAUGCUCACAAACUCAUGUGUGAAACUCCAGACUGUUCACUCUAUUCCAAUGACCAUGAAUAAGGAAGAUGAUGAAUCUUCUGGUUUAUACGGCUUCCUGAAUGUCAUUGUCCACUCUGCGUCGGGACUUAAACAAAGCUUAAAUCUUUACUGCUCCCUGGAGGUGGACUCCUACGGCUACUUUGUCAACAAAGCCAAGACACGUGUGUACAGAGACUCCACAGAGCCCAACUGGAAUGAGGAGUUUGAAAUCGAGCUGGAGGGCUCUCAGACUCUGAGGCUACUGUGCUACGAGAAGUACUGCGGCAAAACCAAGCAGAGCAAAGAGGAAGGAGAGAUCACAGAUAAGAUUGUGGCCAAAGGACAAAUAAAGCUGGAUCCUCAAACACUGCAGAAUAAAGAUUGGCAGAGGACAGUCAUUGCCAUGAAUGGGAUUGAGGUAAAGCUGUCGAUGAAGUUCACCAGCAGGGAGUUCAGUUUAAAGCGGAUGCCGUCACGGAAACAGUCCGGCGUCUUCGGAGUGAAAAUCCACGUUGUCACAAAACGCGAACGCUCCAAAGUCCCGCUGAUUGUUCGCCAGUGUGUGGAGGAGAUUGAGAGACGUGGGAUGGACGAAGUGGGGAUCUAUAGAGUAUCUGGUGUUGCCACCGACAUCCAGACCUUAAAGGCUGCUUUUGACUCAAACAAUAAAGACGUGUCUAUCAUGAUGAGGGAGAUGGACGUAAACGCUAUUGCUGGAACACUGAAGCUGUAUUUCCGUGAGCUGCCGGAGCCUCUCUUCACUGACGAGUUGUAUCCUAACUUUGCUGGUGGCAUCGCCCUCUCUGACAGUGUGGCUAAGGAGAGCUGCAUGCUCAACCUGCUGCUGUCUCUGCCAGAGCCAAAUCUUGUGACUUUUCUCUUUCUGCUAGACCACUUAAAAAGGGUGUCUGAAAAUGAGGGCGUCAACAAGAUGUCUUUGCACAACCUGGCUACUGUUUUCGGUCCCACUUUGCUUCGACCUUCUGAAAAAGAGAGCAAAUCCCCGUCCAGCUCCCAGCCCAUCUCCAUGAAUGACAGCUGGUCUCUUGAGGUCAUGGCUCAGGUUCAAGUCCUUCUCUACUUCCUUCAGCUGGAGCGCAUUCCAGCCCCUGACAGCAAGCGCCAAAGCCUCCUCUUCUCUACAGAGGUAUAACAGGAACAUGAAGGACCUGCACCAUAAUGACCCACUCUGUGGAAGAAUGUCAGCUGGCACUGUGCAGCCAAAUCCGUACUUCCGUUAGCCACCAGGAGGCGCCAUCACCCUCUGUGAAAACUGGAAGCAGCAACCAUGAUCGGAGCCAUUUCUUUAGGAGCUAAUCAUGCGGUCUGUUUAUGUCAACCUGCUGUGUCAGUAGAAAACUUCCCUCAAGAUCUAUAGGUGAAAUAUAUCAUUUCAUUUUUUUUUUUAUUUAAAUCUGAAGAAGCAAUAUUUCCUGUGCUUUGUUGUUCUGAUGCCCUGUUCUGUCUGUGUGCACAUUAUGUCCAUAUUCACACUGGAAUUACUUUUGCUGUUUCUGGAUUUUUAUAAUAGUUAUUUCCGGCUGUGGAUAGUUGGAUAAAGAGACAUAUUUUUCUUGUGUGUAUAUAUGUAUCGCCUCCCAACCCAUCCCACCUGCCGACAGUUUAAAUUCACCUGUGCCAAUGUUUCCAUGACCAAUAGAGCUUUCUGUUCUCCUUAUGUUUACACUGUUUAAAUUUUGUACAGAGGCUAACGCUAUAGUCAGCACACAACAACAUGCAGGCAUGUUGAGUUGACCAGUCGAUGUUGUGUUUUCUGUGAACCUCUUACGUUCCCAGGUUUGUUUUGUAAUGUUCCGAUGGGCUACAGGGUGGAUAUGAGUGUUUUUUUUUUUAUUGGUGCAGAGAGCGAGGUGAAAGGAAAAUCAUUUCAACAUCUAGCCGAACCCUUUACUCUGCCUAACAUAGAAUGUAUACCCUGUCGUGUGUAAUUUCAAUUAAAAAGCCAUCUUUUUGUCUGAGUUUCAUAACUAUCCAGUUUUAGAUUGUGUCUGCAGAAAUGUUUUCAGCUGGACCUCAUAUGUUGCUCUUUGCACUCCCUAUUUGCAUUCUGCCACAGCUGCAGAAAUAAGAGCAUUAUCUGAAAAUACAAAAUAUUUAUCUGUAGGACAAUCAAAGUGCAGCAGCACUCACACCUAGCCACCCUAGCAGUUCUGGCAGAGGUCUGUAAAAAUGCAUACACUAUGUGCUUGCAGGUUUUUUUCAAUUCUCUGCAAAUAAUCAAACACAAACUGUAACCUUAACAGCUUUUGGUUCAUGUUUAAUAAGCAAUAAUUCUUAGAGAUGUUUAGGAUUUCCAUUGUAUCAUAUAUUUGAUUUAUGUAAAUAAAAACUCAAACAAAA
This is a messenger RNA of Girardinichthys multiradiatus, 5884 nucleotides long. Its product is annotated as PH_BCR_vertebrate and RhoGAP_Bcr domain-containing protein. The coding region runs from base 789 to 4676 and encodes 1295 amino acids. The record is from RefSeq and is a predicted model, not a curated record. Gene Ontology annotation, biological process: intracellular signal transduction; protein phosphorylation; positive regulation of GTPase activity. NCBI's taxonomy places the organism in Eukaryota, Metazoa, Chordata, Actinopteri, Cyprinodontiformes, Goodeidae. The transcript is spliced from 23 exons. Gene Ontology annotation, molecular function: guanyl-nucleotide exchange factor activity; protein serine/threonine kinase activity; GTPase activator activity. Gene Ontology annotation, cellular component: membrane.